Messenger RNA from Closterium sp. Yama58-4, 3615 nucleotides. The record is from the annotation of a GenBank genome assembly. Lineage: Eukaryota; Viridiplantae; Streptophyta; Zygnematophyceae; Desmidiales; Closteriaceae.
AUGGACGUUACGGGUAUCUUUGCGAAUAUCGCGUACUACGAUAGUGAGAGGACGAGUGGUGUGAAGAGUUCGGUCAGUCAGAGAGGAGGCGAGGGUUGGUACAGCAGGCAAGGGGAUGUCAGUCAGGAGGAUUUCAGGCAGGGGGAUUCUAGGCAGGGGGGUAGCAGUCAGGGGAACGGCACUCAGGGGGAUGUCAGUGGGGAUUCUAAUUGCUUGGCGCGAGAGUAUAGUCGCUCGGCGAAAGAGCAUCGGCACGUUCCUAGCCGUUCGAUGGACGUUACGGGAAUCUACGCGAAUAUUCUAGAGGACGAACGUUCGCGGAAGCCCCCUGUGUCCCCCCGAUCCCCGCACGGCGGCUUCCGCUCCGCGGCGUCCGCCGUCCAACGCGGGGAGAGGGGCCGGUUUGCUCCCCCUUCCCCCAGAGCUUCCCCCAGAAGCCCCCGCAGCCCUCGCCUCCGCCCAUCCGCCCCUUCCGCCCCUUCCGCCGCUUCCGCUUGCGGCGGGCAGCAGCCGCUUGCACCGCCAUGCGACGGUGAGCGUGCCACGGUCGACUCGGACGAGGAAUUCGUUCAAAUGCUGCGCGACGUCGCGGCGACGCAAAACGGCGCAGCAGCAGCCGCCGCCGCCGCUGCCGCUCCUGCUGGUGCAGCAGCAACGCGUUUCGCGGAGACUCUUCGGGCAUCUCUCCCGUCCGUCGAUUCGGACGAGGAUUUUCUAGAAACGCUUUGCAGAGCGGCAGCAGUGCAGCGGCGCGGUUCGCCGCUGGGCCCUUCCUUGAGUCGUUUGGCGGCCGACACAGGGGUAGCUAGCCGCCCAAAUCCGGGGCUAAAUUGCCGCCCAGAUGCAGGAGUAGCUUGCCGCCCAGAUUCGGGAGUAGAUUGCCGCGCAGAUACGGGGGUAGAUUGCCGCCCAUCAGUGGAUUCCGACGAAGAUUUUCUGGAGGCGUUUUACUAUGCCGGCUCCACCGCCGCCGCCGCUGAAGGCGCGACGACGCAGCAGCAGCAGCAGCAGCAGCAGCAAUCACCGCAGCAGCAGCUGAAGCAGUCGCAAGGGUCGCAGGAGGGUAAAAAAGCGCAGGAUACGCAAAGAACGCAAGAGGCGCAGCGGGUGAAGCAGUCUCUAGACGUGUUGGCGCGACUGAAGGCUGACUCGCGGCCGUCAGUUGACUCGGACGACGGUUUCGUGGAGGUUUUCGGGCAGACGCAGGAGGAGCUGAAGGCACAUGGGAUGCAACGAACGCAGGAAACGCAACGGGUUAAGCAGACGCAGGAGACGCAAAGAACGCAGGAGGCACAGCGGGUGAAGCAGUCUCUAGACGUUUUGGCGCGACUGAAGGCUGACUCGCGCCCGUCAGUCGACUCAGACGACGAUUUCGUGGAGGUGUUUGGGCAGACUGUAUGGGAGCGGCAGGAGGGGACGGGCGCGUUGACUAGGGUCAACGACGAGUCGGACAGGCAUGGGCACAGGACAGAGGCGAGCGCGUUGACUAGGGUCAACGGUGAGGCGGACAGGCAAGGGCACAGGACGGAAGCGGAUAGGAUAAAAGCGGAGGCGGAUAGGCACAGGGCGGAGGUCAGCGCGUUGACUAGGGUUAACGACGAGGCAGAUAUUCGCGGGCACAGGACGGAGGCGGAUAGGAUAAAGGAGGAGGCGGAUAGGCACAGGGCGGAAGCGGCAAGGGCAGCAGCGCAGCUGCAGCGGCUGCUGGAGGGGUCGCAGCAGCGGCGGCGGUUCUCCGCCCUGCACCACCGGUCGCUUUCCUCACUGGUCAACGAGGACAACGCGGUCAACGCGGUCAACGCGGUCAACGGGGUCAAAGGCUUGUGUGAGGCAGAUCGAGAUGGGGAAGCAGAGCAGCAGUCGCAGCAGCGACAGAGGCACCUUGCGUUGCACCAUAGGUCGCGUUCCUACACGUCAAACGCGGUCAAUGGGGUCAACACUGUCAACGCGGUCAGCGGGAUCAGCGAGGUCAACGCAGGAAGCGGGGUCAAUGCCGGAAACCGGGUCAAUGGGGUCAGCAGGGUGUGUGAGGCAGAGGGAGAUGGGGCAGCAGAGCUGCUGCAGUCACAGCAGCAGCAACUUCAGAGGUCCCUUGCGCUGCACCAUAGUCACAACCACACGGCAUUUCCCCCUCACACUCCAUCGCCUCCCGCUCACACUCACUCUCCCCAUCACAUUCCAUUGCAUCCCCAUCGCAAUCACACGCACUCUCCCCCUCCCAAUCCGCCACGUCAUCCCCUCGCGAACCUGCGUUCCCCUCCGCUUUCCCCCUUUCCCCACGCGGACGCGCUUUUCCUCCGGGUCUUCCCCCUUCCCCGCGGGGGCGCGCGCUCCCCCACGCCUUCCCCCCUUCCCCACGCGGAACUGCCGCCCAUUCCUUCAGCAGCACGAUAUCCUCCCCCCGCGCCCAACCCCCCUGCGCUGCCCCUUCCUCCCCCCGCGCUGCCCCUUCCUCCCCCCGCGCUGCCCCUUCCCCCCCCCGCGCUGGCCCCUCCUCCGCCUGUGGAGCCGCAUUCUCCCCCACCACUGAUUUCCCCCCUUCCCCCCGCAAAAGCACAGUCCCCUUCUUCCAAGCCCAAACCUCUUUCCUCCCCCGAGCCUUCUUCCCAACCUCUCUCCCCUCCCGAGCCUUCUUCCAAGCCCCUCUCCCCUCCCAAGCCUAAUUCCAAGCCUUCUUCCAAGCCUCUCUACGUGCCUCGUGCUCUCACUCUUCGCAGCACAGCACUGGCAACAGCAGCAGCAGUAACAACAGUUACAUCAACAGCAGCAGCAGCGGCGACGGCGGUGGCGGCGGCAGCAGCAGCAGCAGCAGCUUUAGAACUACAAGACAGAGCAACAACAGCAAGACCAGCACCCAAAGCACCGGCAGCAGCAGCAGAAGCAGCAGCAGCAGCAGCAGCAGCAGCAGCAGCAGCAGCAGCAGCAGCAGCAGCAGCAGCAGCAGCAGCAGCAGCAGCAGCAGCAGCAGCAGCAGCAGCAGCAGCAGCAGCAGCAGCAGCAGCAGCAGCAGCAGCAGCAGCAGCAGCAGCAGCAGCAGCAGCAGCAGCAGCAGCAGCAGCAGCAGCAGCAGCAGCAGCAGCAGCAGCAGCAGCAGCAGCAGCAGCAGCAGCAGCAGCAGCAGCAGCAGCAGCAGCAGCAGCAGCAGCAGCAGCAGCAGCAGCAGCAGCAGCAGCAGCAGCAGCAGCAGCAGCAGCAGCAGCAGCAGCAGCAGCAGCAGCAGCAGCAGCAGCAGCAGCAGCAGCAGCAGCAGCAGCAGCAGCAGCAGCAGCAGCAGCAGCAGCAGCAGCAGCAGCAGCGGCAGCAGCGGCAGCAGCGGCAGCAGCAGCAGCACCAUCAGCAGCAGCAGCAGCACCACCACCACCACCACCAUCGGAAUUGUCAAUAGCAAGUCGCGUUUUGAGACGUCUCAAAAUCUUGAGAUGUCUCAAAGCAAGGUCAGUAUUCAAACCCUUGGUAGCACCGGGAGCAGCACCAGGAGCACCAGUAGCAAGGCGCCUAUCGCUGAAAGCAAGACGUCUCAAAACAAGACCAGCACCCAAGUCACCGACAUCACCAGGACCACCAGUAGCAAGUCACCCAAUUGGAGUUGCAGCAGCAUUGCCAUCGGCGCAGUAG